Messenger RNA from Enterobius vermicularis (human pinworm), 754 nucleotides. NCBI's taxonomy places the organism in Eukaryota, Metazoa, Nematoda, Chromadorea, Rhabditida, Oxyuridae. The record is from the annotation of a GenBank genome assembly.
GUCGCUAGUGAUGGAAAUAAAAGUAAUAGUAAAAUUAAAUGAACUAAGGUGAUGAUGGUAGUGGGUAGUUUCAGUGUCAGGGCUACGGAAGACUAAGUGGUUGUAUUUGGGAAAUAGUAGUUUAGUUUUCUGGUUUAAAGAGCGCAAAGGACUGUUGUUUAGAAGCAUUAUUGAAGGAAAAAGAUUGGAGUUUUUUAAACUGUUUUUGCAGUUUGUAGUCCCAUUUUUGGUAAUUUUGAGCGAAGAUUUGAUAUGGGGAGUUAGAAAACAAUGUUGCGAGGUGUUCGUCGAUGUAGCUCGCGUUUGUUCGCUGGAUGUCAGGAUGACUGAAUUGGCACCAUGUUUUAUUACUUUGCUCAAUGAUCAUUCUCACUGGGUAUGCAGUGUGGCGUAUCAGAAUUUGGGUCCUUUUAUUGUUCUUUUUGCAGACUCCACGAGAAUAACUGUACCGAAUUCUGAAGUUUUAACAACUAUUAAUUUCUACAGUCACAGCUGUCUUGGAAGUGACAGAAUGCUUAUUUUUCAUGUUAAUCAGGGUAAUAUUCCUAAAGGCCUCUUGGACACUUACUGUCAAACAGUUUCCAAUUGUUGCGCAGGCGAAAGUGACAUAAAUCUUCACUGUGCACAUAAUUUCCCUGCAGUUGCUUACGCCCUUGGUCGUAAUAACUGGUUACAAAUCAAAGAUACAUAUCUGCAGCUGGCAUCUGACAUGCAGGUUCGUGAUUCUCUUUGCUUAUACAGAGUACAGAGAUAG